This is a messenger RNA of Nomia melanderi (Alkali bee), 1566 nucleotides long. NCBI's taxonomy places the organism in Eukaryota, Metazoa, Arthropoda, Insecta, Hymenoptera, Halictidae. The record is from RefSeq and is a predicted model, not a curated record.
AUGCAAGGUACAAAAGUGUUUAGUGAAGGCCGUGAUAACGAAUCUUCUGAUAGUGACGUGAUUAUGCCAGUUGCAAAACGAAUAAGGCAUAUGAUUAUAGAUGAUAGUAGUGAAGAGGAAGUUUGGAAGUAUUCUGAACAUCAUGGAAUAAAGGCGUCUGUCUUAAAUAAUUUAAGCGACAAUCCAACAAUACUAGACCUAUUCUUUAUUACAUUUGAUAAGAAAUUUUGGGAAAGCCUCGUUACGGAAACAAAUCGCUUCGCAGAUCAAACAAUACACGACGAGCGAAAAAAACGAUGUGUAGACGACACUUGGCAUCCUGUCACUUUAGACGAAAUCAAGGCCUAUUUUGCACUGUGUAUUUUGAUGGGUCAAGUAAAAAAAUCAAGUAUUCAACUUUACUGGACUAAAAGAGCUGUAUUAGAAACGCGAAUAUUUAGAGAAACGAUGCCAUUUAAGAGAUUUCGUCAAAUUUCGAGAUUUUUACAUUUCUCCGAUAAUGAAACUGGUGAUAGUAAAGACCGACUUCGCAAGAUAAGAUCGGUCAUUGAUUUUUGGAAUAAAAAAUUUAAAGAAAUUUACACACCCAAUGAAUAUGUUAGCAUAGAUGAAUCCUUGAUGAAAUAUAAAGGACGUUUAGGGUACAAACAAUUCAAUCCGUCAAAAAGAGCUCGGUUUGGAAUAAAAAUUUACAAAUUGUGCGAGGCAACUACCGGUUUCUGCCAUGGAUUUAAAAUAUAUACCGGCCAGGACAGAACUAAUCGACACGAGAGUGCGUCGGAGAAUGUUGUUAUCGAAUUGUCAAAAUCUAUAAUAAACAAAGGGUACACUUUAUUCCUGGAUAACUGGUACUCUUCGCCUAACCUGUUUCUAAAAUUACACCGUCAAAAGACAAACGUUAUCGGGACGGUACGAAAGAACAGAAAAAAUAUGCCACAAGACAUGCAAAAACAUAUUUUGAAGAAAGGAGAAUUCGUGUGGAGAUGUUGCAAUAAUUUGAUAGCUUUGCGAUGGAAGGACAAGCGCGACGUUUAUAUGCUCUCCAAAAAACACAAAACAGUAGAGAUGGUCGAGCAAUCAAACAAACAGUUACAGAAAGUAAUGAAGCGUAUGGGAGCAGUUGACCAUCAAGAUCAAAUGUUAGCCUGUUUCCCAAUAAUGAGAAAAGUCAUGAAAGGAUAUAGAAAACUUUUCUUUUACAUAUCAGAUAUGGCUCUAUUCAAUACCUAUAUUAUGCAGAAAACAAUUUACAGUCGAAAUCGGCAGACUUAUGUUGAUUACCGUAUAGAUAUAGCGGAGGCAAUUUUGCAAAUUGUUAAAUUACCGGACUACAAAAUGCGUGGAAAACCAUCAGCUGAAACGCCCCUUCGACUCCAAGCCCAAUAUUGGGCUCAUUUCCCCAAAAAUAUAGAUCCGACACCUCGAAAUAAGCAUCCAACAAGAAUGUGCAAAGUCUGUUACAAACGUAAAAUACGAAGCGCAACGAAGUGGGAAUGCUCGAAAUGCCAAGUGGCUUUACAUCUGCCGGAAUGUUUUAAGACAUAUCAUACCGUGGAGGAUUUGUAG